AUGCCAGCAACUGAGGAGAUCGAAGAUCCAGGGAGUGAAAUAAGUUGUCUGUUAACGGAAGUAGAGAAGGCCUGCGCUUGUGGAACUGAGGAACGGGGUUCUAACAUCAGAUAUGAAAAAGAGAGGUUUGACCCUACUCAGUUCCAGGACUGUAUUAUUCAAGGUUUAAGCGAAACUGGCACUGACUUGGAGGCAGUAGCAAAGUUUCUUGAUGCCUCUGGAGCGAAACUUGACUAUCGCCGCUAUGCAGAAACGCUCUUUGAUAUUCUGGUGGCCGGCGGAAUGCUGGCCCCAGGUGGUACCCUGGCAGAUGACAUGAUGCGCACAGAUGUCUGUGUAUUUGCGGCACAGGAAGACCUAGAAACCAUGCAAGCAUUUGCUCAGGUUUUUAACAAGCUAAUCAGGCGUUACAAGUACCUAGAGAAAGGCUUUGAAGAUGAAGUCAAAAAGUUGCUGCUCUUCCUGAAAGGUUUCUCAGAGUCCGAGAGGAACAAACUGGCCAUGUUGACGGGUAUCCUACUAGCCAAUGGGACACUUAACGCAUCAGUUCUCAACAGUCUUUACAAUGAGAACUUGGUUAAAGAAGGUGUUUCUGCAGCUUUUGCAGUCAAGCUGUUCAAAUCAUGGAUAAAUGAGAAAGAUAUUAAUGCAGUGGCUGUCAGUCUUCGUAAAGUAAACAUGGAUAACAGGCUGAUGGAACUCUUCCCAGCCAACAAACAAAGUGUUGAACACUUCUCCAAGUACUUCACUGAAGCAGGAUUAAAAGAACUUUCCGAGUAUGUUCGGAACCAACAAAGCAUAGGUGCUCGGAAGGAGCUGCAGAAAGAACUUCAGGAGCAGAUGUCGCGGGGAGAUCCAUUUAAGGAUAUAAUCUUGUAUGUGAAGGAGGAGAUGAAGAAAAACAACAUCUCGGAACAGACUGUGAUAGCCAUAAUCUGGUCAAGUGUAAUGAGCACGGUGGAAUGGAACAAAAAAGAGGAGCUGGUAGCAGAGCAAGCCAUUAAGCACUUGAAGCAAUACAGCCCUCUACUUGCUGCCUUUACUACCCAAGGUCAGUCAGAGCUGACUCUUCUACUGAAGGUUCAGGAGUACUGUUAUGACAACAUCCACUUCAUGAAGGCCUUCCAGAAAAUAGUGGUGCUCUUCUAUAAAGCGGAAGUUCUGAGUGAAGAACCUAUCCUGAAGUGGUAUAAAGAUGCGCACCUUGCAAAAGGUAAGAGUGUUCUUCUGGAGCAAAUGAAAAAAUUUGUUGAAUGGCUCAAGAAUGCGGAAGAAGAGUCCGAGUCUGAUGCUGAAGAAGGUGACUGACCUGCAAAAUUCUGUCCUCAGUAAAGCAAACAGGAGCUGUAGAUAAGUGUCAUGUCUCAUGUGUUCUGAUUCUUACAUCCUACCUCCCUGUAUCAAGCAUGAUAUAAGGGCUCUCAUGGCGCAAAUUUAUUUUAACCGUUUUCUAUAGUACAGAAAUAUUGGGUUUAAUUUUUAAAACCAUGUUUUAAGUAGCUUACACGAGCUAUAGAUUUGAUUCUAACCUACAUUAGUCCUUUCAGUUAUUCUACCUCCUGUAUUUUCUACUGUAAUGAUGUAAUUUAAGGCCUUCCACAAUGAAAUCCAUUUCACCCCUUGGGUUGUCUAUCUGCAUUUGAGUAGACAUGCUUUGGUAAAUGAGAUUUAUGGCAGUUCUGUUUGCAAAUUAAACUGAAGUCUCUACAGUGAA
Messenger RNA from Struthio camelus australis, 1714 nucleotides. The record is from RefSeq and is a predicted model, not a curated record. NCBI's taxonomy places the organism in Eukaryota, Metazoa, Chordata, Aves, Struthioniformes, Struthionidae.